Messenger RNA from Synchiropus splendidus (mandarinfish), 4425 nucleotides. It is a transcript of the gene cyp26b1, whose product is annotated as cytochrome P450 26B1. NCBI's taxonomy places the organism in Eukaryota, Metazoa, Chordata, Actinopteri, Syngnathiformes, Callionymidae. Gene Ontology annotation, biological process: sterol metabolic process. The record is from RefSeq and is a predicted model, not a curated record. Gene Ontology annotation, molecular function: monooxygenase activity; oxidoreductase activity, acting on paired donors, with incorporation or reduction of molecular oxygen; heme binding. The coding region runs from base 645 to 2183 and encodes 512 amino acids. The transcript is spliced from 7 exons.
UUGGCCGCCUAUUCGCUUCCAGUUGCCUCCGCGCUAUAUAAACACUCAUUGGUGCCUCUGGCUUGACGCACACACACUCCUUUACGCACACACACGCACUGAGGGUGACUUGUGUAGGAAAAGUGAGAGGGAGAAGCGCCGAGGAACAGAAAGAUACAGAGAAGAGUGAGGGGACGACAUAAAGUCAGGAGAGAAGGAGAGCAUCAUCACCUCUGGAGGAUCUACACCUAUGCCAGCACCUCAGGUUUACUCCAGACACUCUUGCAACUUCUGGAUUUGACAGACUCUUUUUUUUCUUUUGAUUGUUUUUCCCCGAGUUGAAGGACUCUAAAUAUCACCCACGUGUUCACCGUUGUCAUUUUUGAAACUUUAAAUCGCACAAAAAGAAAAAGAAAAACGAAAAAAAAAAAAAAGAGGAAAAUGCGAUUCCAAACGAGCGGCUCCUCAGUUCGCAGUGAUUUCGCUCCCAAAAGCAAACAUCAUUAACACGGAGGUGUUGAGCGUGCAUCCAGGUCACCUGUGGCAUCUUUGGUUCCAGACUCUCCAUUCAUUCUGCCGCGCCUUUUGCGCAUCAGAAAUAAACUCCGUGAAAGUUGAACAAGACCGUUGACUUCUGCGCCUCAAGUCUCCGCUUCACCACCAGCAUGCUGUUCGACAGUUUUGACCUGGUCUCGGCUCUGGCCACUCUGGCCGCGUGUCUGGUGUCCAUGGCUCUGCUCCUCGCGGUCUCCCAGCAGCUGUGGCAGCUGCGCUGGACCGCCACACGGGAUAAGAACUGCAAGCUUCCCAUGCCCAAAGGAUCCAUGGGCUUCCCCUUCAUUGGCGAGACGUGCCACUGGCUCCUGCAGGGGUCGGGCUUCCAUGCGUCCAGGAGGCAGAAGUACGGAAACGUGUUCAAGACUCACCUGCUCGGUCGGCCUCUGAUCCGGGUGACGGGGGCCGAGAACGUGCGCAAGGUUCUGAUGGGCGAACACACGCUGGUGAGGGUGGACUGGCCCCAGAGCACUGCCACGCUGCUCGGACCCAACUCUCUGGCCAACAGCAUCGGCGACAUCCACCGCAAGCGGAGGAAGGUGUUUGCAAAGGUUUUCAGCCACGAGGCCCUGGAGUCCUACCUCCCCAAAAUCCAGCAGGUGAUACAGGACAGCCUCAGAGUCUGGAGCUCCAACCCAGAGCCCAUUAACGUCUACAGCGAGAGCCAAAGGUUGUCCUUCACAAUGGCAGUGAGGGUCCUGCUGGGAUUCAGGGUGACAGAGGAGGAGAUGCGGCAUCUGUUUUCAACAUUUCAAGACUUUGUGAACAACCUCUUCAGCCUGCCCAUUGACCUGCCGUUUAGCGGCUACAGGAAGGGUAUCCGAGCACGAGACACUUUGCAGAAGAGCAUAGAGAAGGCAAUCAGGGAAAAGCCCCUGAACGCUCAUGGGAAGGACUACAGUGAUGCUCUGGACGUUCUGCUGGAGAGCGCCAAGGAGAACGGCACUGAGCUGACCAUGCAAGAACUCAAGGAAUCAACAAUCGAGCUCAUCUUCGCAUCUUUUGCUACAACUGCAAGCGCUAGCACUUCGCUCAUCAUGCAGCUCCUGCGACAUCCAAAUGUUCUGGAGCGUCUGCGCGAGGAGCUGAGAGCCAAGGGCCUCCUUCACAAUGGCUGCCUUUGCCCUGAAGGAGAGUUGCGACUGGAUACCAUUGUCAGCCUGAAGUACCUGGAUUGUGUGAUCAAGGAGGUGUUGAGACUCUUCACUCCGGUCUCCGGGGCCUAUCGGACCGCCAUGCAGACCUUUGAGCUUGAUGGUGUUCAGAUUCCCAAGGGCUGGAGCGUGAUGUACAGUAUUCGGGACACCCAUGACACGUCGUCUGUCUUCAAAGAUGUGGAUGCCUUUGAUCCCGACCGCUUCAGCCAGGAGCGAGGGGAAGACAAAGAAGGACGCUUCCACUAUUUGCCCUUCGGUGGAGGUGUGCGCUCCUGCCUGGGGAAGCAGCUGGCAACCCUUUUUCUGCGCAUCCUGGCCAUUGAGUUGGCCUGCACCAGUCGCUUUGAGCUGGCCUCUCGGCAGUUUCCUCGCAUGAUCACAGUACCUGUGGUCCACCCAGUCGAUGGACUGAAGGUCAAGUUUUACGGUCUGGACUCAAACCAGAACAAAAUAAUGGCCAAGUCAGAAGAGCUGCUCGGUGCAACCGUCUGAGGAAGUUAAGACAAAGAAGAGUAAUGAUGAAACACAUCUCUAGGGAAAGACUGAAGGAAGGAACGAAGGAACAUGUACCCUUUUCAUCCCCACCUUUAUUCUAACACAUUGAAGGUUUCUCAGCCGUAGGACUCUUCAUUUGUUGUUAGAACAGAUGAUGGUGGGGACUUAUCUUCAAGAGAGGAAGAAGCUGCCAAAAAUGUUCUUAAUUAAGCUCUGUUCUGUGUAUUUUUGAGGAUUAUUGAAACUAAAUGUACAAAUGGCUAUGUAAUAUAAACUGGUUAAAAGAUUGUGGGUUUGUGCACAAAGUUGGAAAGUUUGCUUUUGGUGGAAACCAAAGGUAUAGAUGGAUGGAUAAAACAGGGUAUUGGGCGAUAGGAUGACGUUUGAAUAGUCCGAGUAAACGGCUGUAAGGGAUGGUUCUGUCAUGUGUUCAUCAAUCUCUAUGGCUUUUUAGAGCUAUUGGUGAUACAACUGAAACAAAAACAGCAAAAUAUGUCUUUAAUUUAUAGUGGAUGCAAUGAGUCGCUGAACACUACUUUGGAAAUAAUCUGAACAUGCUUUCAGAGAUCAUCAUUAUACUUGCAGAGAUCAACCCUCCAACCCUCGUGGCAGGUCGUAGCUGUGUUUGUUGGCGCAUUGACAACCUCCACAUAGCAUUGCUCAAUAUUGUAGCAGAAUUCUCGAUUUACAUUUUGCGUUUGUGCCCUACUCACCAGAGAAGAGUACGGACAUCCUAAAUCCACCUUCUAAUGUGUUGCACCUGUUUUGUGUUAAUAACAGUCAUAAUGCAUAGGAAUAAAACAGACGUUUGUACCCUGUUUUUGAAAAGCAAGAAAUGCUAAACUACUUUUGAAAUCCAUCAGAAGAUCAAAGAUCGGCUUCCUUUCUAGAAACGGGUCAGUACAGGUUUUCACCGAGAUUCAAAUCUGAAAACGUGUCCGGGAGGGUUUCAAAUUGUUGUUGAAUAAAAAGCAACUGUACCUAUUCCACAGUUGCUUCACCCACACGUGUAGUAUACAAAGUCAUUGUGAGAUGAAGAAGAGAUGCAGGGAAAGGUGGAGAGGGGUGAAGGAGGAAACCUAUGUAAAUGCUGCUUGAGUGUUGCCUUGUCAUUCUGUAUAUUUUUGUGCUGUUGAAAGUAUUCUCUGUCCUCGGAGCAGCCUAUUUUCUUACCUGAAGAAGGUUAUGUUCUUUCUUGCUGCUUCUAAACAAGGAACAAUAAACCAGGAUGCAUAUCAGCUAAAAUGUCAUGGUUCAAACAACUUUAUCAGCUGGAAGAGAUUAUCAUCGAAGGUGAUUGUACCAUUGGAAUCCUGUUGUCCAUUCCAUUCUAGGUUGGGGAAGUUUGUGCCGACCUUCCGCGGCGUUAUGAGAGGAGGACCAUCAUGGACUCAGGAGAGGGCAGGGUCAAACUCAGAUACUUUUUUUUUUUGGACACUGUUGUUGUCCAGUCACGUGGACUCUGCUUGUGCUCAACAAUGUUCUCUCUCGCUAACAACAACACCACUGAUUCUCCGUGAAAGAUUAAAAGAGUUAUAUUUUUUUGCUGCUUUUUCUUUGUACAGUGUCUCAUUCAGAGUUCUAGAAUACAUCAAUAGUUCUAAAUAGCAAUAUUUACAUGGCUACAUUACAGAUAUGUAAUUUAUGGUAACAAAUUAUACGUGAACGUAAAAGAGCAUUAAUAGGGUUAUGUCUCACUUCCUUAUCAAGCCAUGGGUCAUAUCAGCUACCGACACAUACUAAUAACCUAAUAUGAAUGUGUUGUAUGAUUAAUAUUGCUGUCAUAAGAGUUUUGAAAUGCUAUUUUUUAUUCUAUUACAGAUUUUGAGUUCUUAGUCUAAAUGAAAAGGUCGUUGGAAAAUAAUGGAUGUACCUAGAAUGUUAUGUAUUUCAGUUAUAUUGUAAACAGUGUUUAAAUGUUAAUAUUGUCGAUUGAUUACUGUAAUAAUUAUUAUGGGUUUUCUUAUUUAGACGUAUUACUGCAUUUUAUUUGACAUUAAUUAUGUAAAACAGAAAGCACUUGCGAGGUAUAUCUAUUUUUUAAGUGCCAUGUGACUACACUUCCCCCUCCUGAUCCCUCUCAAAGUGAUGUCUGAUGUCAUUCUGUACAUAUUUGUACUUCUUUUUGCAGAUACAAAUUUUCAUUUAGUUCAAAUUUGAAUAUCUGGUCAUUCCUUUUCCUUUUCGGUAUUGUUGAUGUUCAGUGUAUACACAUAAUAAACUGUGCUGUCUGACUGGA